UUUAACAUUCAAAAUUCAAGUAGUGGGGUCUCCACUACAUCGAGAAAUUUUUAUAGUGAGUGAGCCUAGUAUUUUUUCUUCACUAGUUAAGCACCUGCUAGGUCGUGUCUCUCACUCUCUUACUGUAUUAAGUUCCCAGGUCCUCGUGUCUCUUACCACUAAGUUCCCAGGUCCUCGUGUCUCUUACUACUAUAAGUUCUUCAGCUAUUUUCUCCUCAGCUAACAUCAUAUGUCCAUUAUAAGACGCGAAAAAAUACUACGAAGAUCAUGUCGCAUCCAAAAGAUGGUAAGCGACCACGAGGAUUCAAUUCUCCUCUCGGCGGUCGAUCGUUGCUGCUUUUGGUUGGGAUAAAUUGCCAUGCUUACGCACGCAGUUUUCUCUUAUGCAUGGGGGUUGAAAUGAGUAGAAGCUUCUUAUUUUCCUUCGUCCUCGUGGUCCACUGUAGUACUUUGCUUGAGUAGUUUUAUUGGUCCACUGUAGUACUUUGCUUGAGUAGUGAGUUUUAUCAUUCGAUCUUUCAUAUCGAUAUCCCUCACCUCCGAUAGCGUGUUCCUCAGCACGAGGCUGAUUUUGCAGUCUCUAUUCCUUCUAGUCGUGUGGUUCUUCCUCAAGUAGGUUCUAAGAACACAUGGUGACCACGUGCAAGAAAAUGCCUUGCCUUCGCCGUCGCUCGAAACCGCGGAGCAGAAUGUCAAGCAUUUGCUGCCACAAAUAGCAGUCAAAGCCCUUGCUGACGACAACCGCUCCAGUAGUAAGAGGGCGACAGUUAUGGUCUUGGAAAAAGAUGAUUCUCGAACAGGAAGUAGAAGACUCCAGAUCAUAUCUCCAGUACUAGACAAACAGCGGAAGACUCCAGAUCAUAUCUCCAGUACGUAGACAAACAACAGUUCCUCAGUAGACGACAACAGCCAGCUAGAAAGAUGCAAUCUCUCAGUAGACGACAACAGCCAGCUAGAAAGAUGCAAUCUCUCUUUAGGGUAUGUUUAGUUGCCUCAUUCGUGGGCAUACUACAUGAACAAAUCUAAAUCUAAACCACUCAUCUAAUAAAACAGAAGGUCGCGACCUGCUGAACCACUUGCUUGAGGAAACGUUGCAAGCAGCAGACAAAAAGGUGGUGUCUUGUGACUCUCUCCUACGCACGCAGCCUCCUCUAUUAAGGCUAGUUUAUCACUUCUAUGUCCAUGUGGUCGAUGCUUCUAAAUGCUGAGUAAGUUUAUCAGCGCUUGCUCUGGUCUUUGUUUUUUCUAGUUAGAUCUGCUCCACUACAACCAUUGCCCUGCUCCAUGUGGACUUCUAUGCCGAGUGGGGUCCCAGUCCCCGCAUCCUUUCACUUCUUUUUAUAGGGGAAAGAAACGGGUAAACAGAGAGAGCAUCCUUUCACUUCUUUUUAUAGGGGAAAGAAACUAUUAAGGGUGGAAAAGGGGAACUCACUCCCGAAAAACAGGGGAAGAAGCUAGCACUAACUCUAGUAGAGCAGUUGGAGGGCGAGCGCGACGCGGCAAUUCGAGAGUUGAAUCAAGUCUCCCAACAGCACCAGGAAAUCGUAAUGAAAAUGAACGACGUUUCCACGGAAAUGGCUACUUUGAUUAAGGAUACUGUCGCAUCAAUCCUUAGUUAGCGUCAGAUGCAUCCUGAGCCUCAACAGCAUCCUUAAUAUGGUUUCUCUUUUCCAGCAGUCUAGAAAAAGGAGAGUGAAGACUGUAGGAGUGUCUCUUCACAGUACUACUGAGUAGAAAAGAGGAUGUGAAGACUGUAGCUGCUCUAAUUUAACGGAGAGGCUGGAUGCCGAGAAAAGCGCUUUUCAUACCAGACAAACGGAAUUGACCGCAGAUUUAGAAUAUGGACUUGUUGGAUGAAAUACAAAUUUCUAUUUUUUUGGACAGAGUUUGUAGUGCACCUUAAUACGAGUUCGGGUGAUCUUUGUCUCUUAGGGUGGGGUGAUCUUUGUCUUCUAGGGUGCUCGAGCUGUCUUCUAGGGUGCUCGAGCAUACUAUAAACCAAUCAUUCGUGUCUGUGUGGAAAAAGUUACUCUCUAUCUCUUCAUGUGCAAGCGAAAAAGAACGAUGCUGAAAAGGUCGCGAAAGUAGUGGCUCUCGCGAACUGCGACACAGGAGGUGCUUUGGCGACGCAGGAGGUCAACCUUCGCUUGAGGAGUGCCGAUUACGGCCUUGUUGUUAAGAACUUAAUCUCGUUAGGAUUUGAUACCGUUUUUUGUUUGGAUCAUUUUUUUUGGAUCUGAUACCGUACAAUCAAUGACAUCUACGAGCGACGUACAAAGUUGCUUGUAGUAUGAGGGUCACCAACAGUGAUCAUGAGUCGCGGUGUAGAGCGAAGUUAGUAGUGUGAAAUGGUCUUUUAUACCGCUGCUGGAGUGGGUACAUUCAUUCACGAGAUGAUAAUGACUUCUUGUAGAAAUGAAUCGAAUAUGAAUUUGGCCUUAAUAGAUCUGGUUUUUUAGGGUCCCUUUUUAGAAGUAGAGGGCCGUAAGAGUCUAAUUUUCGCGACAAUCAGGUCUCGAGAGGUGCCGGAAAUGUACCGCGUCUAGAUCGAGGCGCCGUCGUGGAUAGCCUGGGCCGUGGCCUGGUUGCGGCUGCUGCUGCUAUUAAGGCCAGCAUAGGAGUAGGACAUUUCGCGAAGAAGGACCAAAAAGUUGGAAGGGUGAUGGGUUGAUUUUGAUGUAAAUAAACGUCAUCGGUCUACGAAGUCCACCAUUUUUAGAAAGAACCCAUGCACUGCUCUAAUAAGUAGAACACCACACUACAUCAUGGUGACUCGACAAUGAUCCAGGAGUUGCACCAGGAGCUUCGAAACAAACCGAACCGACUGCGAUGCGGGGACGCUGAGGAAGAACAAUGCCGAAAAAGGAGAAAAACUUCUUCACAAGUGGUGCGCCACGUUGUUUUGUUGUCUUUAUGGUUCCACGGAGCUUUGCGUUUCUCAGUCUCAAAAGGGCUUCACAAAGGUGCUAAGAUCAACACUUGGUUGCAUGCUGUUGGGUUAAAGUAAUAAAAUAGGAUCCAUCCACCGAAACUGCCGCUGAUCUCACCUCAAGUAGCUCCUCCACAUGACGCUGCUCAACCUGUACAUCCACUUCAAGAAUAGGGUUAGUAAUGAAGCACGUAAUUAUUAUGUCUUUAUGGUUCCACGGAGCUUUGCUCACAUGACAGAAUCUCACCAUCAUGUUUCUAAUAUUGUUCACAUGACAGAAUCUCUAAUGUCAUCAUCCUCUUCCUCUACCGAAUUACAAUCUGCCGAAUUACAAUCUGCCGUGGACGCGCUGAGUGAGAGCACUCGCGCCAGACUCCUCGACCCAGCCGACGGAGCGGACCUAGCUUCUGAAUCCUGUCCUUGUCCAGAGUUAUGUAUGAUUUUUUGUGCUGAGAUAGAUUCUAGCAGAGAUGCUUCACCAGCCGCGUGUUGUUAAAAAAUGAUAGUGGAACCUACUUUGUGACGGUAAGCCAAAACCAAUCGAAGAUGAAGAGUUCAUUCGUUAUGCCAUUCCUCAUUCAAGUAGACCUAUCUAUCACACGAGGACAUUAGAUAGUCGCUUUCGCUGGUCUAACAAAAGUCCUCCACACAGACUGCGCUGGCUUGUCGGAAAAAGCGGCGUUCCUGUUUGGAAUGAGCCACGAAUCUAUCAGUUUGGCUGAACAAGAACGGCAGAGAGUGGAACAAGCACAUGCUGCUAGGGUCCUCAACAUGCAGGAGGCUCUCAAAACAGAGACAGCGAAAAAACAGACUCUUGUUAUGAAUCAGUUAGCGGCUGUUGAUUCUGACAUUAGCAUCGAGCUUCACUCCUAGUUCGUUAGUCACUAGUAUUCGUUUUCCCUUUCACUUCUCCGUUAGCAGUAAACUAGUUGGACACGAGUAUUCACUCUCACUGUUUUUGACUCUUCGUCUACUCUAACUUUCGGAGUGAGCUAGUCGCUGUGACAAAGACACUCCAUGAAGCUCAAGGACUCAAGAACGCACUAAGCGAGCAGGCUGGCGCCGCAAGAGCGGAACUCACAGAACUGGAAGCCAGUUGCAAGCGAGAACUGCAUUAUGUUCUUGUGAAGUCGUAUCUAGUAGUAGGAGUAGUAGUAGUAUUAGUAGUAAACCCAAGUAAUCCUCGAAGAGUAGCAGUAGUAGUAGUAGUAGUAGUAAACUAUAAUAACAUCCUCGAAGUAGAAGAAAAAGUACUCGCUAUUACAAACUUUGUGUGAGAGCCAUCGUGUAGACCAUCUAUGACGCCCUUAUGACAGUCUGCACUGAACUUUGUGCGACUCGUCGGAACUCGCUCGCAAAAUACGCGGGUAGGUUUUGACUUAUCGGAACUCGCUCGCACUACAAAAAAAAAAAAAAAAGCGAGAUCAGUUGUAUUGUAUUGUAUUGGGCCGUUCAAAAAGUGGUCUGAACGUGAAUGAAUCCACCACCCAAAGACUGACCUGCAUCUAAUUCCCCGAUCUUUUAAACACUCGCUUGUGUUCUCUACGAGUUAUCCGGAAUGCAUUGCACGCGAAAUCAGCUGAGUCUGGACAGCCUAUUGCGGAUUGUGAGCUAUCAGAAUGGACCCAAGGGAGCUGCGAAAAAACUGUGAUGAAUAAAAGUACAACUUAUACUUGUAAUUUUGCUUACUCAUCUUAUACGGCAGUCUGCACUUGAUCAAUGUAAAUCGUAGGGGCAGUAGCGUAGUUUGUUAAGGAGAUUAAGAGCUCCCCCCUACGCCGGUAGCUACGCGGAAAAUACGCAGGUAGGUUUUGACUUAUCGGAACUCGCUCGCACUACAAAAAAAAGAAAAAGCGAGAUCAGUUGUAUUGUAUUGCAUUGUAUUGUACUCUCUCACUCUCUCUUACACGACAUACAACACGACAACACGAACUUCAAAUGACCAGGUUUAUGGUCCUCCUCUUUCCUGAGUAGAAUAAUAGCAUCAACCUGAAUGGAGAUAAUGGUGAUGGUCCUCCUCUUUCCUGAGUAGAAUGGUCCUCUGAGUAGAUAAUGGUGAAUGGUCCUCUGAGUAGAAUGGUCCUCCUCUUUCCUGAGUAGAAUGAUAGCAUCAACCUGAGCGAACCCUAUCUCCACCACAGCUUCCAUCAUCUCCUGCGACGAUAGCGCGAAAGGCGGUUUCACCACCUGGUCUAGGGAGAUCACGCAAGAACCCAACGCUUUCGGCCAUAAGUGCGGUAUUAAGGCUCACGGUCGUAAUUCUAAAAGUUCAUUACGCUACUCUAUUACCUAGACCUUUAAUACUUCGGCGAGGUGUGUCUGAACGUUUGGAAAUGCCAGGAUUGUUCUCGUUGCACCACGUUAAUUUUUGUUUGAAAAAUGCAGCCAGGCCAUUCCUCUAUUAAUUUCUCACCUCUUAUGGGAAUCUACUGUCCUCUGAAGCAAUGUUGAACUGAAGAAAUGCAUUGAUGUUUUGGUAUGCUGAGACGAGUGGUGUGCUGGAGACGAAUUGGUUGGCUUUAUUAAGCUACAUAAGAGGCGGUACCAUGACCUGACUUAUUAAGCUCUAACGCUAUGCUGGAGACGAAAACAGCCUGUGGACAACAUAAAUGUCCUCAAGAUUGUGAGUUGGCACCAUGGGAAGACUGGUCCGCGUGCACGGUCACCUGCGGGAUGGGAACGCAGGCACGAAGUAGAGCUGUUUUGAAGCCCGCGAAGUAUGGUUAUGACUUUUGAUUUUUGUUCGUCAUCAAAUCGAAAUCACGAUCUACAUCACGAUCUACAUCAUGACCUCUCUGUUUGGGUUACGAAUUCGUGGUUACGAAUUCGUUGCAGACGAUCACUCAGCUGCGAUUCUAUUGCAACUAGGCAUCCUGUCUCAAGAACUAGAGGCACCAGAGAAAGCGCUACUCUAUUACCUACACCUUUAAUACUUCGGCGAGGUGUGUCUGAACGUUGGAGAGACUCGCGCAUGCGAGGGCAUCGAAGGCGCGGCGUGCAUUAUGGCUUCAGGACUGAGGAAGCAAUCUGCAGCUUAUAAGUUCUAGUGUUGAGAUCCAGUACUAGUUCUUGAGUUCUUGACGUUUUUGAGAGUUUCGACUCAGCCGGCUCUAAUCCCCACAAGGAGUGCCAACUCGAGCCUCUGUGGACCCCCUGGAGCGGCUGUGUCUUACCAUGUAAUGACCGGCUCGGUGGCGCGGCCUCGAACAAUUUCGCCCUACGUCGUCGGAACGUUGCUGCGCCAGCUAUUGGAGAAGGCAUGUGCCCAGCCGUACUCGAUUCGGAGAGGUUCGAGACUGUCUCCUGUGAGCUGCCGCCGCAAGCUAUGUGACAAUUGAGCUCCAUACUUGGAUAUGGAUUCUUUUCGUGGUUCCUUCCACACAAUUCAGAUUGAGUAACUUGAUAUGAUAUCUACUUCUUCGACUAUGCUAUUUACUUAUUUUGCUUCGCUUUAGUGUACGAGAAACUUUUUUCAAAUAAUACCCUACUGCUAUACAACUAGAAGCAGAAGUUGUAGUACGGAAGAGGACGUUUUCAAAUGAACUUGCUGUUAGACUGUACUACUAAAUCGAUGUUCUCCUUCUCUCUAUGAUGAUGAGAGUAAUACAAGUCAACACGAGUCUCGAUUAAAUCGAUGUUCACCUUCUCUCGAGUCUACUACUGUAAAUCGAUGUUCGAUGUUCACCUUCUCUCUAACCUUCGGGAGUCCGAGAUGCUCGCUGUACCUGAGAUCACUGUGCCUCCCCAAUGUCCGUCCGGUAUCCAGUGUAUGGGACAACAGGACAUUUUGUUCGCAUUCGACAUGUCAGCGGGAGGCCUCUUUUCGUCUGCACAGUCGAAAACUGACAGUGCCACGAACUUGGAAGCUCUGCUUAAGGCUUGUGAUGAUUCGUAUGUUGCACAGGAGACAUUGUUACACUGCUAGGAACAGCAUGGUAGUUCCAGAGGUCGAAUGAACUCAGGUAGGAUGAACUCAGGAGAUGGAUCAUUGUGAGCUCUAAUUUGGAGGGUUUUCUACGACGGUUUGUGUUGAAACGCUUUGUCUCUUCGGAGCAGCUCAAGAUGGAGCGGCUAGCGGCAUUGAGCAAGGCGGCGGCGGCUAAGGCUGCGGAAACAGGGACUUCUGUUGAUAUGGCGAUGAAUGUUCUGCAAUUUUCUGCAUCUUCUUCGUGAGAGUAGUAUAGUUGCACUAGUACUACGAUCUAUGUGGUGGUGGAAGGUGGAGGUGCAGAGCUCAGGUCACACGAAGAGUGGGAUUUUCCGAUUACGAUUACAGACUAUAGUUGCACUACUUACUACGCCCAAAUUCACCACGACCUUUUCUAAUCGGACUGACGCAGCCACAGCUCCUCCACCUGAUGCAGCAGCUCCAGCACCCGCAUUCCUUUCUUCCUCUUCAAAGGCGUUCCUGCAAAGGGCCCAAAAGGCGGUCUCCAGCCAGCCAGGUAGUUCCACAGAAGCCGACGAGUACGGUAGUUUCAAUCAAACCAUUGGUUUCAUCGUGUAUGGAAAUGGGCAGAUCGAUUCAGCCGAAAUGAAGCCGACAAAGGCUAACUUGGCUAUGCCGCUGGGCCCGAUCAAUACUGCAAUGCUGAAGAAAACUCUGAAUUACGGGUCCGUCUUGAUGAGGAUCACUUUGUUCAUAUGAUAUGAACCUAAAAUAUAUCCUUCCCUAAGUAUGCUUUUCUUCGAAGAUGAUUCGAAGCAGACUGAUGUUUUUCUAUAACUAUGCUUUUCUUCGAAGAUGAUUCGAAGCAGACUGAUACUUUUCCUUAAACAGAUGUUCUUUAUUUUCUAGAGUGUCUAUGCAUAAAUCAUGCAACUGCAGCAGGUGACACAUCCAUUCCACGAUAUUUAAAGAGCUCUAAUCAAAGACUGGCCUAACCCUGCAGAAUCCAGGUUAUCCUAACGCAGCUCAAGCAAUGGCUAUGGCGGAGUCUGAGUUCGAACAAAACAGACGACCAGAAGCACAACAAGUUCUUGUCUUGGUGACCGAUGGGCAUUCACCUGCAGUAUUUCGAGAACAAGCCGUUGCAGCAGCGAAAAAACUCAAAGCCACUGGGGUCCGAAUCAUGGUUCUCUUGUUGUCUCCGGGUGAAGGGGAAAGCGGAAGUUAUGACUGAAUUCCACUUGCUGUCAACAACAGGGUCGGCCUCGUUGGUAAGUCCAAUAAGUCAACAUAAGAUGCACUGCACAGUACACGAACGAUGAUCUUGCAAUAUUUCGAGUUCUUCUAGACACUCCUUUUCUAAUCCUUCACCGCAUCAGCCGCAGCAUAUGCCGAAGAAUCGUCGCCAACUAGUGCUAGCUCCUCUUCCGCGUGUAACGGGGGCGUCUUUCAAGAGUGGGCUAGCUUUCUACGGAUGUAGUUUUUUCCAUCCUAGGUAGCGACCAUUGCCUGGCACUUUUUUCAACGGGAAAAAGUGUGACAACCCUGGCACUUUUUUUGAGUGCUUGAUAGGUCGUGGUCUGCUCUACACGCAUGGGAAAGGCUCGAUCUUCUUUCAUACUUUCCACCAUCGCUGAACAUCAUUCGCAUCCCUGGAGGCAUUGCGAAACUGCAACCUCGACCAGCCGGUCAGCGGGAAUACUGGCUCAAUCACCUCGCUUUGCGACUCUGCACAGAGAGAAAGUUUCCUGGUGUUACGGAUGUGUGUUAUAUGGACGAGUUGAGAAGUCGGUGGAAGAGUUUUGGUUUCGAACUUCUACACUCCCAUAUCAUUAGCCAUCAUCUGCGCUAAUCCCAAUGGAGACGCUGCGACUGUUCCGGUUGCGCCAGACACGGGCGACGAGGAAGAAGCGGUGGCAGAUGAGGAACUAGAAGGGGAGUCAUCAGAUGGCACCGGAGAGUUAAGGCAACCUCCCAGGAGAACACUUUCUUGAGCGUAAUGCCUGGCUUCUUUUUCGAGUAGAAAAAGGGCACAGGGUUUGCUGGCACAAGGAUGAGAGUCUCUGGAAUGCGGUGUCUCUAACAGGCGACGCAGGUGCACCAGCAGAAGAGACCGCAGCAGCUACGCCUUUCUCUGCGGUAGUGUCACCUGCAGACAAGGUAGCUGAGCUAGAGGCGGCUGAGAUGGCAGCUCGCGGAGCAGCAAAGAUCUUAAGGGAAGCUGCAGCCGCAGCGAGAAAUGAAGUGUAGGAGGAUUUAGCGCUUGGUUUUUGGGGAAGAAGACUGUGAUGCAAAUCAUGACUUCAAUGUGGUCUCUUGGGGAAGAAGAUGAAAACUGUGUUUUUUCCAACGAUAGAUCUGAGGCAGUCAGCGCGAAGCAUCAUUCAUUGUAUGACGAUCAACAAUUGAACUCUGGAUAUUCCUAUUCUUUUUUCCAAAACUGAAGCAUCCUCGUGAUGCCAGGAGAUAUGAAAAACGUGACAGCACUAGGGAAACAGCAGGCGCCGGGCAUUCGUGUCUGCAUAUCUUGUCGAGCUGCCUGCGUGUGCGUCG
Messenger RNA from Amoebophrya sp. A25, 9371 nucleotides. Lineage: Eukaryota; Dinophyceae; Syndiniales; Amoebophryaceae. The record is from the annotation of a GenBank genome assembly.